AUCGACCUGCUGAUGGCGAGCGAGGCCCGGCAGAUGGCCAGCAUAACGCACAAGAUCCGGAUGGACCUCCUGACCGUUAAUGACGUUUACCUCCUGUCCACCUUCCGCCUGCCUCCCAAGCAGGGGGGGACCCUCUUCGGCCUCUACUCCAAGAAGGACAACACGAGGUGGCUGGAGGUCUCUGUGGUGGGGAAAAUCAACAAAGUCCUGGUGCGCUACCUGCGGGAAGACAACAAGCUGCACUCGGUCAACCUGCAGCACGCGCACGUGGCGGAUGGGCAGAGCCACACCAUCAUCGUGCGCCUGAGUGGGCUGCGCGGGGACAUGCUGAGCGUGGAGCUCUACGUCGACUGCAAGCAGAUGGAUUCCAGCGUGGGGCUGCCCGAGCUGUCGGAGAUCCCCCUGGCAGAGGUGGAGUCCAUCGAGGUGCGCACAGGGCAGAAGGCUUACCAGAGGAUGCAGGGGUUUGUGGAGUCGAUGAAGCUGAUCCUGGGAGGGUCCAUGAGCCGCGUCGGGGCCCUGAGCGAGUGCCCUUUCCAAGGAGACGAGCUACUCCACACCUCACUGCCGCAGGAUGCUGCCUCUGUCCUGGGGCUGACCUUGUCCUUUCUGCUCCUGGCAGGUGAGCAGACCAAGGGGCUGGUCAAACCGCCGACCCUCUUCAACCAGGUCCUGACCGAGCUGCGGGAAGACAUUAGGGACCAGGUGAAGGAGAUGUCUUUGAUCCGCAACACCAUCAUGGAGUGCCAGGUCUGCGGCUUCCACGAGCACCGGUCCCGCUGCAACCCCAACCCCUGCUUCAGUGGCGUGGACUGCAUGGAGACGUAUGAGUACCCCGGGUACCGCUGCGGGCCCUGCCCACCAGGGCUGGAGGGCAACGGCACACACUGUGCCGACAUCGAUGAGUGCUCUCAUGCCAACCCCUGCUUCCCCGGCUCCAAGUGCAUCAACACGGCCCCCGGCUUCCGCUGCGAGCCCUGUCCCCGCGGUUAUCGGGGCAACACCAUCUCUGGCGUGGGGGCUGACUAUGCAAGGGCCAGCAAGCAGGUUUGCACGGAUAUUGACGAAUGCAACGAUGGGAACAACGGGGGCUGCGACCCCAACUCCAUCUGUACCAACACGCUGGGCUCCUACAAGUGCGGUCCCUGCAAGUCAGGGUUUGUGGGGAAUCAAACGUCGGGCUGCAUCCCGCAGAAGUCCUGCAGCAUUCCCACCUCCAACCCCUGCGACAUCAACGGCUUCUGUGUGUUCGAGAGGAAUGGUGAAAUUUCCUGUGCAUGCAAUGUGGGCCGGGCUGGCAACGGCAACGUGUGUGGGCAAGACACGGACCUUGACGGCUACCCAGAUGAGCCCCUGCCCUGCAUUGACAAUAACAAGCACUGCAAGCAGGACAACUGCCGCCUGACACCGAAUUCGGGGCAGGAGGACGCCGACAACGACGGCAUUGGGGACCAGUGUGAUGAUGACGCCGACGGCGAUGGCAUCAAGAAUGUGGAGGUGACUGUGCUGCGCAGGCGGGACGUGCCUGUGGCUCUGGGGGCUGUGCUGGGCAAAGGGCAGACAGAUAUGGACAGCGACCUGGUAGGAGACAUCUGUGACACCAACGAGGACAGCGAUGGGGAUGGGCAUCAGGACACCAAGGACAACUGCGCUGAGAUCCCCAACAGCUCCCAGCUGGACUCGGACAAUGAUGGGCUGGGGGAUGACUGUGAUAAUGACGACGACAACGAUGGCAUCCCUGACUACACGGCGCCUGGCCCAGACAACUGCCGCCUCAUCCCCAACCCCAACCAGAAGGACUCGGACGGGAACGGUGUGGGUGACGUGUGUGAGGAGGACUUUGACAACGACACGGUGGUGGACCAGCUGGAUGUGUGCCCUGAGAGUGCCGAGGUGACACUGACUGACUUCCGCGCCUACCAGACCGUCAUCCUUGACCCCGAGGGGGAUGCCCAGAUCGAUCCCAACUGGGUCGUCCUCAACCAGGGCAUGGAGAUUGUGCAGACCAUGAACAGUGACCCAGGCUUGGCUGCAUACUGGCAGGCCCCCCCCUUCCGCGCUGUGGCAGAGCCAGGGCUGCAGCUCAAGGCAGUGAAGUCCUCGACGGGCCCUGGGGAGCACCUGCGCAACGCGUUGUGGCACACGGGCCACACACCCGACCACGUCCGCCUGCUCUGGAAGGACCCACGCAACGUGGGCUGGCGGGACAAGACGUCCUACCGCUGGCAGCUGGCACACAGGCCCCAGGUGGGGUACAUCAGGUACAUGUGCCUCCACUGA
Messenger RNA from Pygoscelis adeliae (Adelie penguin), 2280 nucleotides. RefSeq names its product thrombospondin 3 (gene THBS3). NCBI's taxonomy places the organism in Eukaryota, Metazoa, Chordata, Aves, Sphenisciformes, Spheniscidae. The record is from RefSeq and is a predicted model, not a curated record. Gene Ontology annotation, cellular component: extracellular region. The transcript has 18 exons. The annotation marks the transcript as partial. Gene Ontology annotation, molecular function: calcium ion binding. Gene Ontology annotation, biological process: cell adhesion.